GAAUAAUGCUCAAACUGAACCCUUACGCCAAGACAGCAAGAAGAAAUGCCAUCCUCGAGCACGACCCUACGCCUCACAAUGCACAAGAUGACCAACACAGACCUAAGCAGGAUUCUGAAGAGUGAGGAGAUCCAGAAAGCGCUUUCUGCACCAAAUAAGAAGAUCAACAGCAGAGUGCUGAAGAAGAAUCCUCUGAAGAACUUGAGGUUAAUGCUCAAACUGAAUCCUUACGCCAAGACAGCGAGUGCACCAAACAAGAAGAUCAAUAGCAGUGUUCUGAAGAACUUGAGGAUAAUGCUAAACUGAACCCUUACGCCAAGACAGCAAGAAGAAAUGCCAUCCUCAAGCACGACCCUACGCCUUGCAAUGCACAAGAUGACCAACACAGACCUAAGCAGGAUUCUGAAGAGUGAGGAGAUCCAGAAAGCGCUUUCUGCACCAAGCAAGAUCAAUCGCAGAGUUCUGAAGAAGAAUCCUCUGAAGAACUUAAGAAUAAUGCUCAAACUGAACCCUUACGCCAAGACAGCGAGUGCACCAAACAAGAAGAUCAAUCGCAGAGUUCUGAAGAAUACCUCUGAAGAACUUGAGGAUAAUGCUCAAACUGAGGAGAUCCAGAAAGCGCUUUCUGCACCAAAUAAGAUCAACCGCAGAGUUCUGAAGAAGACUCCUCUGAGGAUAAUGCUCAAACUGAACCCUUACGCCAAGACAGCAUGCCUUCCUCAAGCACGACCCUUCGAUCAAGGCCAAGAUGCUGAAACCCAAGAAGAAGCCUGUAAAGAAUGAUAAUGUGAUAUUAAGAUGUUGUCAUAAUAAAACAAGGAUUUCAAAUUCA
Messenger RNA from Limanda limanda (common dab), 832 nucleotides. Its product is annotated as large ribosomal subunit protein uL4-like. The record is from RefSeq and is a predicted model, not a curated record. Gene Ontology annotation, biological process: translation. Gene Ontology annotation, molecular function: RNA binding; structural constituent of ribosome. The transcript is spliced from 9 exons. Lineage: Eukaryota; Metazoa; Chordata; Actinopteri; Pleuronectiformes; Pleuronectidae. Gene Ontology annotation, cellular component: ribosome; cytosolic large ribosomal subunit. Bases 334 to 783 code for a protein of 149 amino acids.